This is a messenger RNA of Botrytis porri, 276 nucleotides long. RefSeq lists its product as uncharacterized. The coding region runs from base 1 to 276 and encodes 91 amino acids. Lineage: Eukaryota; Fungi; Ascomycota; Leotiomycetes; Helotiales; Sclerotiniaceae. The transcript has a single exon. The record is from RefSeq and is a predicted model, not a curated record.
AUGCCUCGGCAACCAGUCAUCGCUCUCGAUCCCUCGGGUCCAGAAAAGAUAAUGGAUCUGGAAAUAAAGGGUUUCGACCAGUGGUGGGCCAACGCAUCAAACUCCCAUCGACAAGAACACGACAACAUGCAACAGGUGACCACUUGGAGUGAAUGGAAGUGGGUAGUCCUUAAUUCUCCUUUCCGUGAGUCUUUUUGGUACUGUUUUAGGAAGGGUCCAGACGGUGAGAAAGGAGCUCGUACUUUCUAUCAUGGCCCUCAUAAUCCACCUAUGUGA